AUGGGUGCAGAAACUAAAAGUUAUCUUCAAGAACACGCUAUACCGCAACUCUUUGAGAGUUUGAUAACCGGAUUGAUUUGCAACAAACCAGAAGAUCCGAUUGGAUUCCUGGAGAAUUCCCUCAAUAAAAUACGCCAAAAUCCAAGUUUCGAAUACAAAUGGGAUUCAUUUGUUAAUGAAGAAGUGCUUCGAGAAUAUAAUGAAUCAGUCAAGCUUGGCCUAAAAGCUGCACCAGCUGAAAAGCCUGAGAAAGCAAAGAAAAGCGUAAAAUCAAGGACUCGUACGCCAGGUGUUAAACAAGCUAAAAGAGUUAGCCAUAAUAGAUCAGCCGCUUCUUCUACUGUUGCUACCAGCAAUAAAUCUUCACUUCGACCAUCAUCCGUUAUGCAAGCUGCUGAAGUGGCAUCAAUACCGGAUGUACCAAUCAUUUUAUUUAUGGGCGGUCCAGGAGGUGGCAAAACACGACAUGCAGCUCGAGUGCAAGAAGCUUUACGUAAAUUUGGUCUUGUGCAUAUCUGCAUGCCCGAUAUGAUCCGUGGAGCAAUCUUGAAAUAUCAGAACACUGAUUUAGAAUGGAAGGAAGCAGCAGAACGAUAUCAACGAGGUGAAUUGAUACCAAAUAAUUUAGCGCUUGGACUUGUGAAGGCUGAAAUGAGUAAGCAUCAAAAUGCAAAAGCUUUCUUCCUUGAAGGUUUUCCACGUGAAGCACGUCAGGUUGAAAAUUUUGAACGCGAGG
Acanthocheilonema viteae is the source of this 736-nucleotide messenger RNA. The record is from the annotation of a GenBank genome assembly. NCBI's taxonomy places the organism in Eukaryota, Metazoa, Nematoda, Chromadorea, Rhabditida, Onchocercidae.